Humulus lupulus (European hop) is the source of this 2404-nucleotide messenger RNA. RefSeq lists its product as uncharacterized. The transcript has 5 exons. The record is from RefSeq and is a predicted model, not a curated record. NCBI's taxonomy places the organism in Eukaryota, Viridiplantae, Streptophyta, Magnoliopsida, Rosales, Cannabaceae. The coding region runs from base 607 to 1926 and encodes 439 amino acids.
UCAUAACUAAUUAUUAAAAAAAUUAAACGAGAAGCAUCGAGUCGACUGUGAGAGAGAGAGAGAGCCGAUUCCCGUCGCGGCCCCAAAACCCACCGAAGAAGCAUUGUGUCGACUAAACCCGAGGAGCGAGGACCUUCAGAGUUCACUGUUACGGAAAACCAAAUCCGAGGCUCUGCUCUGCUCUCCAUCUAUCUCCGGUCUCCUCCGAGAAGCUCCAGAAUAUGAGUCGACUGUGAUGGUGUUGCUUCACUUCGCCGAAGAAUAAAUGUCAUAUAGUAUCAGAAAACCAUGUGAAUGAAUGGAGCUCUCUCUUAAUCUACUCUGAACACACUCGUUCAAGCUCAGCUUUCUCUGCCGCCUCUCUCUCGUCGACUCAGUUUACAGAAAUCGUAAUCGAGGCCCAUACCACCAAACGACAUUUAACUGGGCCGCUAUAUAAAUGGGCUUUAAGAUUGUGUUCGGCCCAAUGUGUGCGUAAAGUGAAAAAAAGAGGAUCGAAUUCUAUCCUUCCUCUGCGCGCCCGCGCUCUUUUUCUCUCUUUAUCUUUACCAUUCACUGUUUCUUCGCUCACAUUUUGGUCUCAAAUACCUCAAGGAUUUUGUUCUAAUGGAGCCUCUAGAGUUCGUGGUCGACAAAGUCAAAGGUUUUGGUCAAUGGACUCAAGACCUCAUCGAUGGCUUCAUUCAUCGCCCCCGUCGCCGCACUCCGAUUGAAAUAUUGAAAAGGCUGCAACGAGAAGCAUUUUCGGAUUUGAUGAAGAUUAGGGAGAGACAAGAUAAGGUAGAGAGAAUUCUGUCCUUGUAUAAGACUGCUAAGGGGAGUCCAUUUCAAGAAGUGGGUACUGUUCUAAGAGGAGAAGUUGAUCUCAUGGGGGGUUUGUUGAUGAUGAAUAAUGUUGAACAUGAUGAUAACUACAAUGUACUUAGUAAAGCUGGUCUCAGAACAGGACUUGAUUUGAGGUUCACUUUUGAAACCACUAUACAGGAUAAUGAUUCCCUUGUUGUCGAGAUUGUAAGCUCUCAAAAUCGCAACAACAACAACAACAACAAUAACAAUAAUAGAAUUAGUAUUAGUAAUAGUAAUCCUGGUCAGGGACUAGGGAGCUCACUUUCUUUAUCGAAGUUGUGUUAUACAGCUAAUGCUAGUGACUGGCUAUCUGCAUUUUUUAUCCCUUUGGGGGGGAAAUGCAGUGAUGUUGCAAUCAUCAAAAAUCCUUCUCAUCAGGGUAAGGGCCUAACUGAUGUUUCAUCUUCCGGACCAUCCUUCUUGAAUCAGCCAAGUGGUAGUGCAAUUGGUUUAAUGGUGAAGAAAUUUAAUGUCAUUGCUUCAUUGGCUCAGUUUGUUUCUGGGCAGGGAAGGCAUUCGGAUUCUCAUAGCUUUGACCAUUGUUGUAGCACAUUUGGGCAAGUGUUGUGUGAACUUCCAAGAGGAACAAAGUUUUCAGUCAUGGGACUUUUGCAAGCCCCUAAGUUAUCAUCUCAACUACCUGCCACUCAUGGACCGUUCACCCUUUCUAUUGGUGGUUCCAAACGCCAAGAAACUCCUGAGGGAAUGGUUGAGGAAUUAGUUUCCAACAUGGGAAAUAGCUCACAUGGAAAUGAAUCUACUGGGUCCCUUGCUUUGAUGUUGGAGUCAGAGAUUGACGAGUUCACUAAGAUUGGUGGCUGGAUUGAGCUUAAAAACUCGGACCCCAAAUAUCUAAAAUGGGCGGCGAGUUUGUCUGAUGAUUCUGAAGAUUCAUUUGGAUGGGGAAUGAAGUUCGGUGGGAUGGUUGAAGGUCCCUCAAAUUUUGACCAUUUUCAUGUUGAAACUUACAUGAAGUUAAACUUUGGAAAGAAAUGCAGUAUAAAGCCCGGGAUUGCUUUUAUAAAUGAUGGGAAUGCUAGAGUAACCGCACUUAUGCUUCGGUCUAACUGGUCACUUUGAUUACCAUUUUCAGCUCAUAUUGGGAAUGUUUUUUGUUGUGCUAUAGGUCCAUUGUUCAAAAGAUCUAAUGCAUUAUUCCCCAGCCUGCAGGUAUAUAUAUAUAUGUUAUAUUUAUGUGGCUUAAAAAUUUCCACUUUCUAUUAGAUUGCACAGCAUAUUUAUAACUGGUGCAAAGUAAAUUUUUCCUUUUGUUCUAAUUUACUUGUAAAAGAUAUAGAACAGUAUACAGCGUCACAAGAAUACCAAGAUUAUGCCCUAAACAACAGAGGAUUCAUCCCAAAAUUCAAAGACUCAAGCCGCAACUUCAUUAGUUUUCUUUCUUGUAUAGGGAGCGUUAUGGACUCGUCCCAAAAUAUGAAGACUGAAGCAGCAAUUGUUUUUAGAAUUUUCGUAGGGAUUUUUAAUUAGUUAUUUAUUUUUUGGUUGAAUGUUCUUUCAUUUUAAGUGAUAAUAAAUAAGUAAAAUUUUCCCCAACCAA